This is a messenger RNA of Varroa destructor (honeybee mite), 4143 nucleotides long. RefSeq lists its product as uncharacterized. NCBI's taxonomy places the organism in Eukaryota, Metazoa, Arthropoda, Arachnida, Mesostigmata, Varroidae. The record is from RefSeq and is a predicted model, not a curated record.
CACACAAAAGGCACUAUUAGAACGUAUAGAAUAACCACAAUGUAAUUACGUCGAAUAAAGUUGGCUUUACGUUUGUACUGAGUUAACGAUUAAUGUUCAGUUAGUUAUUAACAAGAAUACUUAAGUUAUUUUGUUCGUACUUGUUGUAAAAAAAAACUUUACUAAAACUACGAGGAAACUAUGAGCCAAGUUCGGUCAUUGCACAGCAUAGCUUGUCGUCUUAUUUUACUCUGAAGACGCUAAGGGGAGAACGCAACACGUUAUUUGCUAGCGCGAAUCCUUCGCUUUGGGUGUUGAAAGAUUCGAAACUCUGCGUUAAACCUAGCUUGUGAUAGAAGUGCUUCAUGAAUUUUUUCAAGAGUACGCUUAACUUUAGGAUCUGUACUAGUUAUUUUUGCCCUACUCGCUGUAACGUAAGUUUCUUAGCAAGGUCACUGAACGAGACGCUGCUCUUUCCAUCGGGAUGUUCUCUCUGUGGAAUCGCGGCGCUAUCGCCGCGUCGAAAACAGCAGUCUGACAGAUGCAUAUGGGAGUAAAAAAGUAAUGUAUGUAAAGGUAACGAAGAUAUUCCCUUGUUGUGCAUACAUCUUAUUUUUCAAAAGAUGAACGUAUUACGUCACCAGUUACCAUUUUGCAUUGGAAGUCAGGUAAAAUAGAUAAAAUACUAUUAAAAGCAAAAAUAAUAAUAGUAAAUAUGUAUGCUUAACAUGUUUGUUUAGUAACUCAUAAUUGACGUACAUCGGCUAUUUUUAGCACUGGCGACAAUUAGCAUCAAAGCUAACGUGGCCAAUUAGCGUUAUUACAAAUAUAAAGUAAGUAGUGUCGAGAUAUAAACGAAAAGGCAACGGUUUAUAUAGUCGUUUUCAUAGCAUUUAUGGAGUAAAGAUGUGCAACGACACGCAGCAAGAUUAUGAAGAUAAUUAUGAGCCUCAAGCCCAGUUAGGAAUUACAUUUAUCCGCUGCGAGGAAGGUAUCUUCUAGCUAGGAAUAAAUUUUUCUAAUAAAUGCUGAACUAGUGUUUUACUAAAUCGAGCUUAACUGUCGACGCUUUUUUGCGCUUCAAUUUAUUUAAAAUAUAAUCUUUGUUUAGGUGAAAAGAAAACCAAUAUAUUAAACCUAGACAAUGAGCUCCGCUUGUCAUUUUAGAUGGUUGUCGUUGACGAAACACGUACCUUAUUCAUCGGUCGCUAUGUGAAAACAUCUAAUUGGAUUUAACGGUUAUUCUUCCAAAGGAAUCGAUUUUGUGUAGCAAGCUGCUUACGACCAUCUUAGAUCAUUUGCAGUAUCUGAAGUCCGAAAAAAGAUACUGAAGAUUUGAAGAGGCUGGGCAUGCGUACACGAAACACGCUGCCUUCAAAUCUCAAUGUGAAAGAAAGGAGCUAGUAAUUUCGUCGACUUCCAUUCAUUUUGAAGCCAUUGACACCCAGAUGUUUGAAUGCAUCAACAAACGUUUCCCCGGUCUAAAAGGAGUGGGGCUCGAUGCAAUCGCUAAUGACAACUGCCAGUGGAUUUUUCGAUAGCAAAGAAUCGGCUACGACGAACAGGACCCUUCGUGUGAAGCUCGUGAAAAAGUGAGACAUUUAUGGAUAGCCGUGACUAUCGUAGAUUUGCUGUCAAGAGUGUGCGCUUCACCAGCUCAUAUAAUGGACUCUAUCGACGCAGAAAAGUUUCUUGGAAAGUGGUGGGUAGAUAGUUAUUCUCAGGCGAUUUAUGGUGAUGCCGACCGUUGCGCACAUGUCGUGCUAACAAAGCAAGCUGGAGAAAGCUAUCAAAUUCAGGCUGAAUACAUAUCCGAAGAGGGGGAGUUGGUUACGAUGUCUAUCGACGUUAAGGAAGAUAGCCAACAUCCAGCACGUUUUUACCUUGAUAUGGGCGAUCAGACUUUGAUGGAAAUCGCUAUCGUGGGAACUGACUACGCGAACUGGGCGGUCGUCUGGGCAAAAUCAGGUUCUGCAGCUUCAUACAACGUAAUCACCCGCGCACCAAACAUGGAGGAUAAGUUUCACGAUCCGAUCCAAGCUGUGCUAGAUAAAGCUAACCUGAAAAAAGUCAAUUUCCAAAGGGUAUCUAACGAGGACUGCUCCAAGAAAGAUACCAUCUAAAAUCCGUCCGAUCUGUCAGCUGGGUAUACGACAGGCAAGACCGCGAGAUACGUCGUGCAGUAUUAUGGGUGAUCAGAUCUCUACAUUUAAUCUAGCAGAUGCCUCUUCUUUAUCCGUUGAUGAGUUAUACACCCGGAAAAGGAAACAUUCUUGCGAAUAAGUUCAACUGGGAGUUUAGCAACCCUUCAAUUUGCUUAAGUGGGCAUAAGUACAUACGGGGGUAUAAUGGCACAUCCAGUUAUAUUAGGAGCAUCACUAAAUGCUUGAAGAAUUGCACCACGUUCAGUUGGUACCUUACAAUGCGAAGAAAACGAUGUUGCAAGGUUACAGCGCCUUCAAAAGUCAAUGAAACCACUUCAUCGACUCAAUCGAAUUUCGUGUAUGAUUAUUUUUAUUACUAAUAGCGAGUCUUCAGGAUUAUCACAUAGGUACGCAGCAAAAUAAUUUAAAUCAAAUAAAUGUAAGUCCUGCAAUUGAACAUUGCUGGGCUUCUAUAUCACCUUCAAAUGUAUUCGAUGUGGCCUUCUCUCGAUUAGCUGUCAGUAAGUCGUUUAGAAAUUUCUAUACAUUCAUGAGGCUUAUCUCCAAACCAAACGAGCUGCUACAAUCCUGUAACUAAGACGCGCAAAUGUAAGGAAAAGAAAGACAAAAUGGCAUUCCAUUAGAUGUCCCAACAUAGUGACGAAUUCGACGUGCCACAAGUGAUUAAACUUACCUUCAACACUUUAUAUGCAGCAUAUUCAUAUAAGCACCGCAAUUCUCCAUGAGUAUACUGCGAUUCUUCUAUGCAAAACAUGCAAUAAGUAUUCUUCGACCUGUUCCUAUCAAUUGGGUAACUACCUAGGGGCAUGGACUCAUUUUCUAGUAGUAACUAUUAUUUGAAAUUAUAGGUUCUUCUUUGAUUAUGUAAGUUGAAACGCCGGAUUGCAGUACUUAAGGUUUCAGUUUAAGUUAGUCAAGAUUCGCUGAACUAAUUUAUUCAAAAGACUUGUCUUGAUACACCUUCAUUUGAGAACUUGACUUCUGUUAAUCGUUGCGACAGUUUGCAAGAGACGGAGUUAUUGUGUAAAGAUUUACUAGAUUACUCGAGUUUGGUACAGACGAUACAGUCUAGGGCUUGUAGCCAUAGGGUUGUUUCUCUGGACCUCUGUAAAUCUGGCCCUCUCUUUCGUAUCCGCUGGGCGUCAACUAAGAUUUUUCUCUUUAAACAAAUUCGCACCUCUCGUCGUCCUGCGUCUAUCGAAGCCGGUACGAUCCUGCGAGACAUUGACGAGCAUCAGUAGAAAGCCAGCACGCCACUGCACUUAGUAUGAAUCCUGAGAAGCUUAACCAGUGUUGGUAUUAGCUGGUAAAGCUAUUUCAACUGUUUAUAAAUAUUGACAAGAAUACGUUCACGUAUAAGGACGAUAGAACCUAUCACUUUGUACUGAAAUACUCGAAUUCUGGAUACGGAUCAAAUGCUGGAUGACGGGUCGUUAGCGUUCUACCCCGAUUCGUAUUGAAACCCCUCGUACAAUCAAUGUUGAAAUAUGUCAUCGUCAAAUAUAAUGAGCAAACUGUGGUACACCGAAACGUUAGUGGGAUGGUUUUCGACAAAUUUGGGACUACGAUGCCGAUUGAGUUCACGAAACCUGUCAGGGCAUUUAGGACCGGCGGCAAAGUGUCAGAUGUUAAUAGAUUUGGCGUCUUCUAUAAUCUAUACGAUACAAUUCAGCGGUGAUUUACUGUUGGCACAGAAGCAAGGGCUCACCCAACUUGUAAUGUUAUCGAAUAGAAUCAAUCGACCUCGUUACGCCUCUAAGACGAUUAUAACUGCAAUAAAAUCAACAGAACUGAUGCGGAACUGUUUCCUCGUUCGGUCCUCAAAAGUGAAAACCAAAACGGGAUUAUUGAUUUCCGAAUAUGCGAUUUGACUUGAGUGUGCGAGGGUCUCUCAAAUCAGCGAUGUAAAUAUAGCUCGAUUUACGGUUUGUCAUGAGAUCUUCAACUCCUACCAUAGCUACAAACAAUCAUUGAGCAUACAGAACGAACGUAUUUCCAA